UUAAACGAACGCGAGUUAGGUCAGGCAGAGGUAACGGUAGAGACAAAGGAGUUGGAGCAGUGGGCAAAGGAGGAAGGUGGAGCUUUACGUGCUGACGUAAAGCCGUGAAGUGCGUAUAUUACGGCAGUUGCCAAGCUCUGUACUUCAGAGAGCGGUCCCCUGACAUCUUCAUAAGCUGGAUCUGCACUGAGUCUCCGCGUCCUCGAUUCGCUUCAGGCAUGAGUCAUGUGGCGGUGGAAAAUGCGCUUGGUCUGGACCAGCAGUUUGCUGGUCUAGACCUGAACUCUUCUGAUAAUCAGAGUGGAGGGGCAAGUACAGCAAACAAAGGGCGUUAUAUACCUCCUCACUUAAGGAACAGAGAAGCAUCUAAAGGAUUCUAUGAUAAAGGCAGUUCAGGAUGGAGUUCUAGUAAAGAUAAGGACGCAUACAGCAGUUUUGGGUCUCGAGAUUCAAGAGGAAAGUCCAGUUACUUCAGUGAUCGUGGCAGCGGAUCAAGGGGAAGAUUUGAUGAUCGUGGUCGGAGUGACUAUGAUGGUAUCGGCAGUCGUGACAGGACUGGCUUUGGCAAAUUUGAUAGGAGUGGACACAGUCGUUGGUGUGAUAGAUCAGAUGAAGAUGAUUGGUCAAAACCACUUCCACCAAGUGAACGCUUGGAGCAGGAGCUGUUUUCUGGAGGAAACACUGGGAUUAACUUUGAGAAAUAUGAUGAUAUUCCAGUAGAGGCAACCGGCAAUAACUGUCCUCCACAUAUUGAAAGUUUCAGCGAUGUUGAGAUGGGAGAAAUUAUUAUGGGGAAUAUUGAGCUUACUCGUUAUACUCGUCCUACUCCAGUACAAAAACAUGCCAUUCCUAUUAUCAAAGAAAAAAGAGAUUUGAUGGCUUGUGCCCAAACAGGGUCUGGAAAAACUGCAGCAUUUCUUUUGCCCAUCUUGAGUCAGAUUUAUGCAGAUGGUCCAGGCGAGGCUUUGAAAGCUGUGAAGGAAAAUGGAAGGUACGGACGCCGUAAACAAUAUCCAAUCUCUUUGGUUUUAGCCCCAACAAGAGAAUUGGCUGUACAGAUCUAUGAGGAAGCCAGAAAAGUAAAUACAUAUUUUAUUGAUUCUUCCUAUGAUUCAUUGAUUCUAAUGAUGUUUUUAAUCCCACCAAAAGGUGUUCGCCACACAAUGAUGUUUAGUGCUACUUUUCCUAAGGAAAUACAGAUGCUUGCUCGUGAUUUCUUGGAUGAAUAUAUCUUUCUGGCUGUAGGCAGGGUUGGUUCCACCUCUGAGAACAUCACACAAAAAGUAGUUUGGGUGGAAGAGUCAGACAAACGGUCAUUUCUUCUUGAUCUCUUAAAUGCAACAGGGAAAGACUCACUGACUUUAGUGUUUGUGGAGACCAAAAAGGGUGCUGAUUCUCUGGAGGAUUUCUUAUACCACGAAGGCUAUGCUUGUACCAGCAUCCAUGGAGACCGAUCACAGAGAGAUAGAGAGGAAGCCCUUCACCAGUUCCGAUCAGGAAAAAGCCCAAUUCUAGUGGCUACAGCUGUGGCGGCAAGAGGACUAGACAUUUCAAAUGUGAAACAUGUUAUCAAUUUUGAUUUGCCAAGUGAUAUUGAAGAAUACGUACACCGGAUUGGCCGUACGGGACGUGUAGGAAACCUUGGCCUUGCGACCUCAUUCUUUAAUGAAAGAAAUGUAAAUAUCACAAAAGAUUUGUUGGAUCUUCUUGUUGAAGCUAAACAAGAAGUGCCAUCUUGGUUAGAAAAUAUGGCUUAUGAACACCACUAUAAGGGUAGCAGUCGUGGACGUUCUAAGAGUAGAUUCAGUGGAGGAUUUGGUGCCAGAGACUAUCGACAAAGUAGUGGUUCCAGCAGUUCUAGUUUUAGUAGUAGUCGUUCAAGCAGCAGCCGCAGUGGUGGAGGUGGUCAUGGCAGCAGCAGAGGAUUUGGUGGAGGUGGCUAUGGAAGCUUCUACAAUAGUGAUGGAUAUGGAGGAAAUUACAACUCCCAGGGGGUUGACUGGUGGGGCAACUGAACCUGCUUUGCAGCAAAGUCAACCCUUUCAAAUCAAAACAAGUUAAUACAGAAACCACAUGUAACUUAGACUAUAAUGUUUAGCUUCAAGAACUUGCAGUACAUUACCAGCUCUGAUUCUGAAAAUUCACAGGAGCUCACAGUUACAAGAAAGAACAAUCAACAAGCCCUUUUCAGAAGCUGAAGACUUAAGUGCUGUAGUUUGGAUUAACUCUUCUCCUGUUUAUUUCCCAUCCCAAACUGCAUUUAUAAUUUUACAACUUGAGAAUCAUUUGUUUGUUAAUGUACUGUGACUUUAACUUUAGACAACUUAUUGUUUUGUUGUCCUGUUGGCUCAGUAAUGCUCAAGAUACCAAUUGCUUUGACAAAAUAAAUUUGCUGAACUCAGGCUAAAAUCGAA
This is a messenger RNA of Pteropus alecto (black flying fox), 2414 nucleotides long. Its product is annotated as ATP-dependent RNA helicase DDX3X. The transcript is spliced from 16 exons. Lineage: Eukaryota; Metazoa; Chordata; Mammalia; Chiroptera; Pteropodidae. The record is from RefSeq and is a predicted model, not a curated record. Gene Ontology annotation, biological process: cell differentiation; gamete generation. Gene Ontology annotation, molecular function: RNA binding; RNA helicase activity; ATP binding. The coding region runs from base 219 to 2015 and encodes 598 amino acids. Gene Ontology annotation, cellular component: P granule; nucleus.